AUGUGGCUCCUCCGGGUCUUCUCGUCGGCCGUCUUCCUAGCCGCCACGGUCUCCUCUAUCCCGCUCGCUUUUGAUGUAGGCGGCAAGACGUGCGGCUUGGCUUUCUCGCUUUCUCUGGCCAGCUUCUACUUUCUUGUCUCCUUGUUGAGGCUCUCCACCCCCGACCGCUCCUGGUUUCGCUCAUCCCUCGUCGCCCUCAUCCGCUCCACCCAAUGGAUUCUGGUCCCAAUCCUCUUGAUCUGGUCCCUUAAUCGCUUCUCGGUCGACACAGAAGGCAGCGGGGGGUGGGUGGAGCGCACAUUCAACGGCAAGAGGGCCGCGGACAGCUCCCUGCAGGAAUGGCUCUUCGGUCGUGAUGGGCUGGUGGAAAUCGUGACGCUGGGCAACUGGGAUCGCCUGCUGCGCUGGUCGACCCCAGUAUUCCAGCUUGCUGAAGGCUUUUGCAGUCUCCUGGUCAUCCAGGCGGCUGGACAAAUCACCCGCUGGCUUGUCAAUAGGGGUGGACGCAGUGACAGCUGGAUGAUUGGUCUCCUGGUCCUCUCCGCAACCGUUAUUUCCAGCUCUGUCUACUUCCUCUGGCGUGUUCUUCAGUUCCCCGAGAUCUCAAAUGUCGAUGCGGCCUUGAUCGGCGUGUCCGUUACCUGCGCCGUCAUUCUCUGCGCUUGGGGGAUUGGUAGUGGGCGGGGAAAUCCGGUCGAGAGCUCCCUGCUGUUCGCCUACAUCGUCCUCUGCAUUUACCAGAUCUUUACGGACUACCAGCCAUCCUACCCCGUGGAGCAAAUUCCCUCGCCCUCGCAAGCAGCCGACUUUCCUCCGCUCCCGCCAAUUAUCAUGGCCUCUUACACCACCCUCAUGCAUGCGCUAUCCUUACUGCCAUCGAUCAUCCAUGCAGCAUUCAAUGUGAUUACCGCAGUCUUCAGCGCGGUCACCCCCUCUGUUCUCAUCUCGCUUGCCUACCGAUUACUCGUGUUGUACGCCUCAACUCGGAUUAUUCCUGCGGUCCGCGAGGCUGGGGCUCGCGCUCUGUCUCAGGAGGCCUCCCUUGACGAUUCCGAUGCUGCUGGUCAACUGCUGGGUUUCCUCAGCUACUUCUCCCCGUCAAUCUUGAUCGCUGUCUAUACCAGCCUCUUGAUGCAACAUUUUGCAUCUGCAUCCCAGGCAAUGGGCGGCAACGGGGAGUGGUGGAGCAGCCAAGGCGGCGGCGGAGGUAACCUCUGGAGAUGGAUCAACCUCGCUUGCACGAUGGCACUUUACGCUGUUGAACUCUGGCUUGGCGAGCACGAUGAUCUGGACCAUGGUCUGGCUGGCCAUUGGAAAACCGACUGA
This is a messenger RNA of Penicillium macrosclerotiorum, 1326 nucleotides long. RefSeq names its product ICE2 family protein. The transcript is spliced from 2 exons. Gene Ontology annotation, cellular component: cortical endoplasmic reticulum; perinuclear endoplasmic reticulum; endoplasmic reticulum membrane. Gene Ontology annotation, biological process: septin ring assembly; endoplasmic reticulum inheritance. The record is from RefSeq and is a predicted model, not a curated record. Lineage: Eukaryota; Fungi; Ascomycota; Eurotiomycetes; Eurotiales; Aspergillaceae. Bases 1 to 1326 code for a protein of 441 amino acids.